This is a messenger RNA of Dermacentor albipictus, 1089 nucleotides long. NCBI's taxonomy places the organism in Eukaryota, Metazoa, Arthropoda, Arachnida, Ixodida, Ixodidae. The record is from RefSeq and is a predicted model, not a curated record.
CUUAUUGUAUUUGUAUGCAGGUGGCAAAGGCUUCAAGGAGACGUACGCAAUGAAAGUUUGUGCGAGGUCCCUGGAGAAAGAUGUGAGAGGCAUGGCCAUUCUAGACGUUGGACUAAUGUCGGGUUUUAAGCCUGUUGCAGCCGACUUGCAAGAGCUCGUGAACAAAAAAAUUGUGGACAACUAUGAGUUGAGCCAGAGGAGCGUGGUGUUUUACCUCCCAACCAUUCCGGCAGACAAGGAUGUGUGCGUCGAGUUCGGUCUAGAUCAAGAAUUCACCGUGGGCAAACUCCAGUCGAGCUCCGUUAAGGCCUACGCAUACUACAAUCCCGGUAUAUCGUGCACCAAGUUCUACGCACCGAACAGUGCAAGCCCUUUGCUGAAGAUGGAGUGCAAGGAUCCGGGCCACUCUGAUGUGUGCACGUGCUUGGAAGGCGGUUGCCCAGCCGAGAAAGUGUCGGAGAUGUUCACUAAAAACGAGAACGAAGUUUUCAUGACAGCGGAGUGCCGAGAAGCCCUGAGAGAACACGCGUGCGACGCAGUAGAUUUCGUGUGGCUCGGCACAGCAGAGACCAAAACUUACAAAGACGGUUUUCUCGAGGUUUCGUUCUUCAUCACGAAAGUGCUCAAACCGGGCACCGAGACAGAGGAAGACCUCACCAACUAUACGCGUGUCAUCAAGGCUCGCGACCACUGUGAGUCGCUCCAGAUAAAGGAAGGUAGCGAGUAUAUCAUCAUGGGCAUGGACCCCAAGUAUAAGGUGGAGGAUCGCUUCGGCGAUGAAAAAUACGAGUACCUGAUGGACAGCGACACCAUUGUGAUCGAAGUACCCUCGAAGAAGAACAAGAGAUUGGGAGCGGGCGGAAAGGCGAGGAACACUGAUAGGUCAGGACAGCCACGCGGUCGAAAGACGAAAGAAAAUCCGGCAAACCAGCCGUGCGACUGGCAGAAGCUUGUCGUCUGGUUCAUCAACGAAUUCUCCGACGAGACGACGCGCUGCUUCACCUGAACACUUACUGGUUUAGCACUACUUUUCUUUGACCUGUUAGGUGCAGUCAAAGGAGAAUAAACACUAGGAACAGUUUAUUCAAA